UGCCCCAAAAAUGUUUUUAUUUUGUAUUUUACAAAUUUUGAUUCAAUAUAAAUACGAUUUUGUAAUUUUGUUUUAUUUAACAGAUAAAAAAUAGAAUGGCCCUUAGAUGUACAACGAUCACAACUCUUCUCGAAGCUCGAGAGAAUAAUGCUCGCGAACACAAAUACGAUUAUUCGCACGUUUUUCGCAAAAAAUCUACAAUUGAUUUCGCAAGACUCUCGGCCUUGUCCGUAGGAAUUGGCUUUAUUUACUCUGCCCAACUAGCUUUUGCAUCACCAACCUUACUCCAAAUCGGUGUUGAUUACCUAACAAUGACUCGGAUUUGGAUCAUAACUCCAAUUCUAGGUUUAUUUUUUGGACCAUGUAUUGGAAUGAUCAGUGAUCGUUGCAGGCUAAGUAUGGGACGAAGAAGACCGAUAAUGAUACUUCUAUCAAUAGGCAUUUUGGUUGGUUUCGUCUUUCUAUUUUAUGGAAAACAUAUUGGAAAACUCUUUGGUGAUGAUCAUUUUGAUGCGAUUACAGUGGAGGAAAGUAAUACACCAUUAGAAGGAAUAGAAAGGAAACGAAGCGCAACGUUUUCUGUGAUAAUCACAAUAUUGGGAGCCAUCCUACUGGCUUUGAAUAUGGAAAUUUGUCAGAUUCCAACUAGGGCUUACAUAUUGGACGUGUGCAUUUCCGAAGAUCAAGGAAAGGUCAUAAGUAUUUUUAGCUUAACGAUUGGUUUGGGUAGCACCGUUGGAUAUGCAAUUGGUUCAAUAAACUGGGGAUCUACUGCCAUCGGAAAGAUAUUGGGAGGUAGUAUUGAGACUGGUUGUAUGAUCGUUGGAAUCAUUGCUAUUGUUUGUUUCCUUGUUACGUUUGCAAGCUUCAGGGAGAUUCCACUGCCUUUGCUUGAAAAAGAUAAACUGCUUAAUCCAUUGACAGCAGCGGAAAUAACAAGGGAAAGUCUUAAAAAUAAUGUGUUUGUGAUAAACGCCAGCGAUGCCAACUUGCCAGAAACUAAUGAAAAUACCAAAACUGAAACCAAAAAGAAUGCUUUGAGAAAACAUAUUAAAAGUAUUGUUUUGAUGCCAAGGUCCAUGUGGAUUUUGACAUUGACACAUCUUUUAACUUGGAUGGGACAUGCCUGCUAUAGCUUGUAUUUCACAGAUUUUGUCGGUGAAGUAAUAUUUCACGGUGAUCCAGCUGCACCUAUUGGUUCGGAAAAACAAAUUUUGUAUCAGGACGGAGUUCGUUUUGGAGUUUGGGGCAUGUUUGUAUUUGCAGUUUCAUCUUCAAUUUAUUCAUUUGUGAUUGAAAAACUUGUUACGAGAUUUAGUCCAAGGAUUAUUUAUGUUACUGGAAUAAUGACAUACGCAACUGGAAUGUUUAUUUUAGCAGCUUGGCCCAAUGAAGUCGGAGUUCUUCUUCUAAGUAAUACAGCUGGGAUUUUUUCGAGCACAGUUUAUAUAAUGCCAUUUAUUUUAGUUGCCAAUUAUCAUGCAAAAAGUUGUUUUGAAAUCCGAAAAGGAUUGGAAGUUCCUCUUAAAGAAUAUCGAGGACUUGCAACUGAUAUUGCUGUUAUUAGUAGCAUGGCAUUUGUAGGGCAAAUUUUGAGCUCUUUGUUUGUUGGCUUAUUGGUAUCGUGGAUGAAAACAAAGAGUGCAAUAUUUUUUGCUGCCAGUGGUGUGAGUGUGUGUGCAGCUAUAUCUGCAAUGUUUGUAUUGUAUAUUAAGAUUUAAUCAAAGAAAAUAAUAUUUAUAGAAAUGUAAUUAAGUAGUUAAAAAAUAAAUUUAUAUUUAUAUUCAGGCAAACUUAAGUUUGUGCUAUAAAAUCGUAUGUUAAUCCAACGCAGUGUGCUUAUACUAGCAGUUUUUAAUUGUUGGCUCACAGAAAGUCUAGGUCUAGGUAUACUCGUAGUGUACGAAGGUUCUUAAUAUGCGUUUUAUAAAUUUACAGUAAUAAUUUUCUUUAUUGAGUAUUAAAAAUGAACAUAAACAGAAAAUUUUAUCUCCAUUGUUUGAAUUUUAAUAUAAAACAAAAAUGUCACGCAUACGCCAUAGUGGCCCAAUUGUGAAAAAGAAAAAAAGAUGUUGUUAAAAAAUUUACUCUAUUCAGAACUUAGCAUCAAA
Molecule: messenger RNA, 2111 nt
Organism: Episyrphus balteatus (marmalade hoverfly)
Lineage: Eukaryota; Metazoa; Arthropoda; Insecta; Diptera; Syrphidae
Product: solute carrier family 45 member 4-like
Exons: 5
Coding region: 96-1721 (541 amino acids)
Cellular component (GO): membrane
Molecular function (GO): sucrose:proton symporter activity
Source: RefSeq, a predicted model, not a curated record